Molecule: messenger RNA, 4833 nt
Organism: Eleginops maclovinus (Patagonian blennie)
Lineage: Eukaryota; Metazoa; Chordata; Actinopteri; Perciformes; Eleginopidae
Gene: rnf152
Product: ring finger protein 152
Exons: 3
Coding region: 452-1096 (214 amino acids)
Biological process (GO): protein K48-linked ubiquitination; apoptotic process; negative regulation of TORC1 signaling
Cellular component (GO): lysosome
Molecular function (GO): ubiquitin protein ligase activity
Source: RefSeq, a predicted model, not a curated record
GCGUGCGCUUUGAGAGGGAGGCCGAGCCAGUAAAGCGGCAGUGGGAGGGCUUCUCCGUGUUUUCGCUGGUUUGAAACAUAGGAAGAAAGCAGCCUCGACGCCCACUGAACAAGGCGAAGCGCUCAUCAACAUUUCGCAACCACCGCCGCUGCCCUGAUUAGAUCCACGGAGGAACGGAGGAGAGCAGACACCCACAGACAGACAGGGGAGGACUGGUAUCCUGCACAGGAACUAACACAAGCUGCCUGAUACCUUCUGUGAGCAGUCAGAUGGAAUGAAGAUGGAAGAAUAUGUUGCCUCCAGAAAGCUGUGACAUCUCUGUGGAGUUGUGGACGUUUGUGGGCGGUUAUCUUUCUUAACUUCACCUGGACCACCUUUCUCUUGACCUGUUUUUAACUUCUCUAGAACCAUUGCUGUUAUAACAAGAGACCACUUCCCCAUAUUUUUCAAAAUGGAAACUCUUUCCCAAGAUUCCAUUCUGGAGUGCCAGAUCUGCUUUAACUACUACAGCCCCCGCCGGCGGCCCAAGCUCCUGGACUGCCGGCACACGUGCUGCUCCGUGUGUUUGACCCAGAUGCGCAGCAGCCAGAAGGAGAUCCGCUGUCCCUGGUGCCGCGGCGUCACCAAACUCCCCCCGGGCCUGUCCGUCUCCCAGCUCCCGGACGACCCGGACAUCAUCACCGUCAUCGCCAUCCCUCACGCCUCCGAGCACACGCCCGUCUUCAUCCGCCUCCCGAGCAACGGUUGUUACAUGCUGCCGCUGCCCCUCGCCAAGGAGCGGGCGCUGGGGCUGUCGGGGGAGCUGGGGUGCCGCUUCCUGCCGGGCAGCCAGCAAAAGGGGAUGACGGUGGUGACGGUGCCCGAGCAGCAGCCCCUGGGCCUGGCCAUGGGUCUGGAUGGGGUGGGGAUGGGGAUGGACGGAGGUGAGGGCGAGAGGAGAGUCACUGGCCCGGGGGGAGGAGCGGGGAAGGGCUCCACGUGGUCGGGCGUGUGCACGGUGAUCCUGGUGGCGUGCGUGCUGCUCUUCCUCCUGGGAAUCGUGCUGCACAACAUGUCCUGCAUCUCCAAACGCUUCACUGUCAUCUCCUGCGGCUGAGGGCGGGGAGAGGACGCUCGGACUGCCGCGGACCCCCCCUGGAUUCCCCCCACUGGCCCCGGCCUCUCCUCAGAAUGGGACUCUGCUGAGGGGAAACUCACAUCAUGGGCGUCCAAGGAAAAUACAAAGAGAGGAACUGAUGAUGAGGAGGGCAGGGAGGAGAUCCACGAACGGUCUGCCAUUGUGACCUACUUUGUUUUUUAUUGGGAGACUGAAUUUAAAUGGAUACAGAUACAAACCUUCACCUUGCUCUCCCUUCCUUUUACUGCCCUUCCAUUUCCUUUAAACAAACUCUUUUGGAAUUACUCCAGAAAUGUUUUUUGGCCAGCUGAUUUGUUUUUGGGCGCGGGGCCGAUGUGACACUCAGACUGCAGCCGUUGGAUUGCCUGUUUAUUCUGUGGUUUGUAGAAGUCCAUCAGUUAUCAUCGUGUUGUUUAGCUGAGUAUAGGUUCCAGGCGGUGUGUCUCCAGCUGGUGCUGCAGUACAAAGAGUUUGGACUUUGCUGCUCUCCGUUUUUUCUGAUGCUGCAGAAAUAAACUGCAGGAUCACGUCUGGGGAAACUCAAAAUCAAAACAUUUUUUCCCCCGCCUUUCAUACAAUCUGUUCCUGUUCAGAACCAACUGUUGCUGUUAUGCAGUUAGAAAAGGUGUUGUCAAAAAAGGACUAAACAAGGGUUGCAUUCAUGCUAUGUUACAGGGAGCAGGGAGUUUCUUUACUGAGUCUUAAAAGGUUGCUGAAACCGUUAGGCAAUGAAGAAAUUGGUUGAUUUAAAAAAAAGAAUUAAGUGUUGAGCAAAACUUUUCAAACUUUUGUUGAUUUUCUUUAUUAUCUCAUUGGGUUUUGGAGUGUUGGUUGAAAUUAAAUGUGAAGACGUCGCUUGCUCUUGUAAUGAUUCAUUCAUUGGUUAUGAAAAUGUUUGGAAAUGUUGUGUUUCCUUUUUAGUAGAAUGCUACACAGAAAUGUCUGGAAAUGCUGUGUUAAGAACUGGAUGGCGGGAUAAAUAAUGGACUACUUUGUAUUCUGAACGAAGAUCAGAUAAGAAGAUUGGACGCCAAUAAUAUCAAACUGCUUCUUUGGAUACAUAUAAUGGAAAAUAGACAUUGCUGGCAACAGUCUUGUUUGUAGUUUGUCCUUCUUUCGCAGUAGCCAUUGUUUUCCCACGGUUGCUUUCAUCGAACUCUCCAUAUCCUUUCACCCUGACCUGCAGACCGCCGUCCUUUAAAGACCCGACCACAGCCCACACACCAUGCCCUCCCUUCAUCAAGAUACCUUCCCUAAUUUAGAAAAAACGGGCUGAUGUGUUUGUGUGUGUGUGAGAGUAACGGGUCAGCAGCGGGUCAGGAGUGGGCGUGCGCUGCAGGGUUCCAGUUAAUAACAGCCGUAUCGAUUUAUCCGCUGUUCAAUAUCUCUCACGUCUGCAGAGAUGGAUGCUUCAGUUUUUUUUCACUUUUAUAUGUUUAGGCAAGCAAUUUGCCUGUUUACUGUAUCGUUAAAGCAAUGGAGUGUACAGGACACACAAACAGGGUGAACUCUUUUGUAUCGCAGCAUGGCCGUGUACAGAAUGAUUGUAAUAUCUUUGUUUCUUUCUGAUUACUUUUCUUUUGUUGACAUGGUUAAGGUUUGAGAUUUAGAGGCUUUCUCUGUGUGUGUGUGUUUGCUCUAAAGGCUUAUUCAGAACACUUCAGGGCACUAAGAGAUGGCAUGACACACCAGUGACACAACAAAACGAUAUUUUGGUAUUUAGUAUAUCAAAAGUGAUAUUAUGCACCAAAACUCUGUGUAUACAUAUGAUUAUCCACCUGUUUAAAUCAGUUCCUUGGUUUAUUUAUCAAAGCUUUGGAUGAUCCAGUGACUGGAAAAAGUAAGAAAUAUUUGUUUCAACAGUUUUUUUAAAAAUAAUUUCUAUUUUCUUUUAUUGAUUUCCUUUCUUUCCAUCUAGACCCAAAGUCUGAGGUUUUGUUCUACUCUACAGAAACAGACAUUCUUAUCCCCCAAAAAUUGCAAAACCUGAUUUUGAUUUGAAUUCAUUUCGCUUUUGCAUCUCAUACAAACAUAAUUUCAUUUCUUUACAAAAGUAAAGUCUGACAUUUCCUCCCUUAUUAACAGAAAAGAGCCUUAACCUUCAAUGGAUUCAAUCAAAACACGCUUCAGCUUUUUAGUAGCUUAAUGCUUCCCGCAGAAACGCAUUCUGUUAUGAAAGCGUUCGGGCUACAAUAGGGCAAAUAUUUGUUUUGCAGAGGCACUGGGAGUUAACUCAGGAUAAAAUGGGUCAUGUGGGACAUGUUCUCUGGUUGCAGCUCCUGCUGUUGCUAUGGGACUAUACUGAACGGUGUGUUUUUUUGUGAAGUGCAGCGCUGCUUAGCUGAAUGUUGAAAUAUUUUUAGCAAUGAGCACACUCUGCGGACUCCAGAAAAUGUGUUGAUCCUCAGCACUUGAGGUUCAAGUGGUUUCCUGCCCUGGCCCUGGAUAACUCUGAGAUAAAAAGGAAAUCAUUUUUAUGAAAUCUGAAGGAGGUUAUGUUAAAUUAUUACUUAAUGCUUUAUGGAGAAGUAAUGAGUUGUUGCUUUUGAACUCAGGUUUAGACCAAUAUCUCAAAAUGUGGGUAUUUAAAACUGGAUAUACAAGUAUUAGCUUGUUGGAGUCUAAACUCAUCGUUGUUUUUUAACCACAUAUCCAGGAUAAAAAAACACUGACAUGUUCCUGUGCAAUCUCAAAUUGGCACAGAAUUGGAUUUUAGCCUUCACCACAACAUUCUUAUAUUUCCCGUGUUGUUUUGCCCACGGCCAUUUUCCCAACUGACCCAUAAAACCAUAACAGAGGUUGUUUCUGGGAAAGUUUAAAAGAGGAUCAGACCCACUGCUUCCACAGGGGGCACUGGGUCACUGUCAUGGCUUAAAUGCAACCGGUAUUCUGCAAAAAUCCUCUGUCCUUAAGAUAAUUUCACUCAAAACUAAAGAGGGAAAUGAAGUUCCUUUUGUUUCAAGGAUUUGGUAGAGUUAAAAGUUAAUUAAAGGGAUUUAUCUCCUGAAUAUCGGGAUAAAUAAGAGAUUUCUGGCAGGAAAUACAAACACAAGUUCACUCCAUUCCUGAUAAAUGAACCUGUCUUUAGUCCUUUCCCUCUGCCAAUCCAUCAUGAAUCACGUGAUGGAGUGGGGGUUGGUUGGAGAAAGAAAUGCACCUCGUUUGUACCUUUCUCACCCUUACUGUGUCUGUACCCUGCAGAUAUAUGAGAUUAUUGAUCUGAAGGCGGUAAAAUCCCAUCAAAGACUGUAAAACGCUGUCGUGCCAAAAAACCAAGGAUGUAGAAGACUGUUAUGGUUAUUGCUUUUCAAAUUUUUCACUGUUUAAACAUUCUCCCAUAAAAGAUCACUUUGGACAAGAUAGAAUAUUCUUAACUGCUUGGUCUUUAACUUAAAGGUCAGCUCCUGUCAUAAUUCAUCCUUUAUUUCUGUGAUUUGAGAGAAUAUAACUGGCCUCUGAAUCUCCUUCCUGUCCUCGGUAAUAUUUAUUUCUCCUCUUGUGUCCAAAGUUGCCCUGUACAACAAUUCUUUGCAGAAGAGAGACACCUAGAGAAGCUUAGAAACGAAUGGAGGCUUGUCAUUUCUGUGCCUGUGUGUUUGUAAAAAUGCCGUGAAGUUCCUGUCGUAGUUUCCUGUUUGUGUCGGGUCGGAUGGCGGCUGACGACGCAGCAGCAGCUGUUUUUGGUGAACUAUUAAAGAAAACGCUCUGACUCUGAA